This is a messenger RNA of Symsagittifera roscoffensis, 4316 nucleotides long. Its product is annotated as WD repeat-containing protein 35-like. Bases 17 to 3706 code for a protein of 1229 amino acids. The record is from RefSeq and is a predicted model, not a curated record. The transcript has 29 exons. Lineage: Eukaryota; Metazoa; Xenacoelomorpha; Acoela; Convolutidae. Gene Ontology annotation, biological process: intraciliary retrograde transport; protein localization to cilium; non-motile cilium assembly. Gene Ontology annotation, molecular function: protein binding. Gene Ontology annotation, cellular component: non-motile cilium; intraciliary transport particle A.
UUCAGUUUAUGUGAAUAUGUUCAUCUACCUCUCGAAGAAGAUUGCCAUCCCGAGCAACAUAUCACUCAAGUGUAUCAGCUGGAACAAGAACAAAGGGUAUAUUGCAUGUGGAGGAAAAGAUGGGUUGCUCAAGGUGCUCAAAUUAGAGUCCCAGACAGACGGGGAGGUGCGUGGUCUGGCAGCUCCUAGCAGUCUCUCCAUGAACCAGACUCUGGAAGGUCAUUCAGAUGCCGUGCAGGUGGUUAUGUGGAAUGAACAGCAUGCAAAACUGACUACGAGCGAUGUCAAUGGACUCAUCAUUGUGUGGAUGCUUCAUAAGGGUUCGUGGUUUGAGGAGAUGAUCAACAACAGACAGAAGAGUGUAGUGAGGAGUAUGUGUUGGAACAGGGCGGGGGAGUUGAUCUGUAUAGUGUACGAGGAUGGGGGAGUGAUAGUGGGCACUGUGGAUGGGAACAGAGUGUGGGGCAAGGAACUCAAACAGAGUCUCACCCAUGUCGAGUGGUCGCCAGAUAGUAAGAACCUCCUGUUCGCCAUGGCCAAUGGAGAAGUGCACAUCUAUGACUCACAGGGAAACUUCAUGUCCAAAGUGCAGACUGACUUCUUCUCUCCCCUGGGCAAAGUGGCAGCCCUCACCUGGUACAAUGGGGGAGGGGGAUCUCCAGCUGAGAAUGCGAACAGUCUGGCUAUAUGUUACGAAAGUGGAAAGUGUCAGAUCAUGAAACACCAUAUGGAUGAUGAGCCUUUCUUAGUGGACACUAACAUGACCAUUGUGUGUGCUGAUUGGAACCACAAUGGAAGUUGUCUAGCCAUAGCUGGCAAACAGCCUCUUUCUGCUGUUGCUGAUGGCGGAGAUCAAGGAGGCAAGAAGAGUAGCUCGAACACCAAUGCCAUUCAGUUCUUCUCACACACUGGAGAGCAUCUGAGGAGCCUGCGAGUGCCUGGAAACAGUAUCGAGUCCUGCUCCUGGGAGGGUGGGGGACUCAGAAUUGCACUGGCAGUCGACUCACACAUAUACUUUGCAAACAUCAGACCCAAAUACAAGUGGGGAUACUGCAGCAGCACAGUAGUGUAUGAGUUUGCGGAUGAGUCAGGCUGCACCCAAGUGGCCUUCUGGGAUGUGAAGAACAUGGAGUUACACAAGAAGAAACUGCCCUCAUCCACACCCCUCCUACUCAUAGCUGCACAAGGCGAGUACUGUUGCAUGGCGUUGAAAGUGGAGACAGGAACAGGAGGCAGCAGUAGCGCCACCAUCCACCAUGACUCAGCCAGAAGAGACGAGUACCAACUGGUGCUCUAUAACUCAAUUGGCACUCCACUCGAACAGAAGACUAUCUACUUUGAACCCACCCUCCUGUGUAUGACUGGUAGUCUGGUGAUCGCGGCUAACAAGGACGUGUUUUACGCGUGGCAGUUCACUGACCCGAUUAAACUCAUGUCUGCCGAUGUGUCCCUACAAGCCAGCAAACACAACCUCAAGGAGUGGUUGAUCCACAUUGACAACACGAUGAGUGAUACUAAACAAUCGACCUCCUCAAUUCAAAAUGUGAUGGUCACCUUUGACUCGUGGGCCAAAGCAGACAGAGAAUCAAUUGACCCAAUCUGUGCUAUUACUGCCUCACAGACUGUGCUGUUGGUUGCAAGAACAUCCGGGACGAUCAACUGUUACGCUCUGCCGAAGAUGGUGUUCAACAACAAAAUACAGACGGAUAUCAGAGCAUACAACCUCUAUAUCAACUGCAAUUCUUCGCGUUGCUGUGUGCUGGACAUUUCUGGCGUCUUGACAAUGUGGGAUAUCGAAGCUACAAACGUGGACAAAGCUGGAAACGAGGUUAUUGGCAAGCAGCUGGAGCUAGAGAGAAAGGAUGUGUGGGAUGUGUGUUGGAGCCGAGACGAUCCACAAUUGCUGGCUCUUAUGGAGAAGACGAGGAUGUACAUUAUUAGGGACAGCGAGCCAGAAGAACCAGUCCAGUCUUCUGGCUACUUGUGUAGUUUCGACAACCUUCAGGUGCGAAGUGUGUUACUAGAUGAGGUGUUGAUGGCUCCCGAACAGUGCAGACGAGACAACAUCAUAGACAGAGAAGCCAGGUCUCUGCGUGACCUGAGGGAGAUGGUGGGCAAGAUAUCUCUGGAAGACACAAAGCAGUACAUACAGGACAACCCACACCCCAGGCUGUGGAACCUGCUGGGCGAGAAAGCCCUGGAACAGCUGGAACUAGACGUGGCGGAGACAGCGAUGGUGCAGUGUAAAGACUACCCAGGCAUCCAGUUUGUGAAGAGAAUCAAGCUGCUUCAGAAUGACACUCUGAGGAAGGCGGAGGUGGAGGCCUAUUUGAACAGAUUCGACCAGGCUGAUAAAUUGUACUACGAGAUGGACAGAAAGGAUUUAGCAGUUGAGUUGCGGCAGAAGUUGGGUGACUGGGUGAGAGUGGUGCAGCUGCUCAAGGCCGGAAGUGACGGGGGAGACGACACGAGACUGGAGUACGCCUAUAAUGCCAUUGGGGACUACUACGCCGACAGACAACACUGGUCCAAAGCAGUAGUGUACUACAGCCAAGGACGCAGCCAGGAGAAGCUAGCCCAUUGCUACUACAGUCUGGAGGACUUCGAGGCACUGAGCAAGAUGGCCUCCCACCUGUCUGAGAACCACCCCCUGUUGCCACAAAUAGCAGAGAUGUUUGUAUCUGUCGGCAUGUCACAGGAAGCAGUCGAUGCAUACAAAAAGUGUGGAAAGGUGAGUGAAGCAAUGGACUGUUGUAUCAUGCUGAACCAGUGGGAUGCGACGAUAGAACUGGCCAAACAGUCCAACUCUCGAGACAUCGACAACAUGCUGGCCAGGUAUGCAACUCAAUUGAUUGAGAAGGGAAGAAUCGUGGCGGCUGUGGAGCUGUACAAGAAAGCGGGAGAUUACAUUCAAGCGGCGAAGAAACUAUUCGAGAUAGCGAAAGAGGAAAUUGGGAAGAAAAGCAGUCCCCUUCGCAUCAAGAAGAUCUACGUGUUAGCAGGCAAGCUGGUCGAGAUGCACAGGGAAAAGUCACUCGGCACCAGAUACAAGUCAAAGAACAGCGAUGCGUUAACUGGUCUGCUCGAUGGCGAUUCCUUUUCCGCCAAUGACUCUAGGAUACUGGACAAUGCAUGGAGGGGUGCAGAGGCAUUCCAUUUCUACGUACUCGCUCAAAGACAGUUCUACGCAGAGAAGACGGAGAUGGCAAUGAGGACGUGUAUGCAGCUGGUGGACUAUGAGGACUACAUUGACCCCAUGUCCAUCUACUCCCUCCUCGCCCUCAGUGCAAUCAGAUGCAGGAGUUUCGACAUGGCUUCCAAAGCAUUUGGAAGAUUGGAGGAAGUUGCAAGUGAGGGUGAGGAGAAAGAAGAAAUAGCACAACUGGCAGAGACUAUUUUUGUUCGACACCCUCCGAAAAGCAAGGCUAGUCUAGACAGGGACACAUGUUUGAACUGCGGAGAGGCCAGUCUCUAUAAAUGGUCGAAGCAGUGUGAGAAUGAGCAGUGCAAUAGCAAGUACCCCAUCUGUGUCCUGUCUGGCAGACCCAUCCUCAACUGGUCCUUCUGGGUGUGUCCCUCCUGCAAACACAAGGCUGACUCUAGGUUGAUUCCAACCACAUCCAACCUGGAGGGAGGAGGGGUCCAUUGGUGUCCCUUGUGUCACAUGGAACCUAUGACCAAUGCGCAACAGACCACGGCCAGAUAAAAGUCAAAAAGAUCAGAAACAUGAAUAGAAAGAAGAAAGGAAAAAUGUUAACUUGUUGUCAAAUGUGACUCUAAUAUGACGUGAGUUUGGACGAUGAUUUCUAAUUGAGUCGACCCCUUUGUCACAACAGACAUUAGACCUUAAACUCCGAGUCGUUUUCGUUUUUGAGUGCUCAGUCCAAGUGUCCCUAAUACAUCUUGAAUUGGUAGAAAUAGGUUAAUUGCUUUUGUAGAGGCCUACUAUUCAUAUCUAUCUCCAGGAAUUUGAAAAAAAGAGAAGUAAAUAGAAAGAAAACUAUGGAAUUUAACUUUUUCCCGUUUAACCAUUUUCCCGUUUAUUAUUUUCCACAUCUUGGAAUCGUAAUUGAAAUUUACUUUCUUUUUGGCAGAAAUAGUUCCGUAAUUUAAAGCUCGAGGGGUGUCAUUUUAAUGAGAUAAAUGUCAAAAUUGGAAAAUCAUGUUAUAAAUGUCGAAGUUUGUGAAAACAUCAUUUAACUAAAUUUGUUUUGAUGUGUAAAAAUUGUAAAUAUGUCAAUAAAAAGUCCGAAAAUGUAUUUUAAUGUGAUUUUUGUCAAUACUUUUCGUGAAGUGCGAGUUUUGAUGCUUAAUUU